AGCAGGUGGGAGCCAGGCGGUGGUGCUGGAGCACAGGAGCAAUGGGCAGCCGGGCCGCAUCGGGGCUGCUGGCGGGGACGGUCAUGCUCCUGCUGCUACUUCUGCAGGGCACGCAGUCAGUCUACAUCCAGUACCAAGGCUACCAGGUGAAGCUGGAGUCCGUGAAGAAGCUGAGUGACCUGGAGGGCAGGUCAGGAAGCCCCCGCCUGCAGGCCAAGAGUCUGCAGCCCUUGCCAUGCUACCACCCUGCCCUGCCCCUGGACCUGCAGCCCAUCUGCGCCUCCCGGGAAGCUGCCAGCAUCUUCCGGUCCUUGAGGGCCAUCGCGGGCGACGACUGUGAGCUGUGUGUGAACGUGGCCUGCACUGGCUGUCGCUGACAUGGCGGAGCCCAGCCCGGACACCUGGCCCCCCAGCCCGCCAGCCCGGACACCUGGCCCCCCAGCCCGCUGCCUUCGUAGUCCCCGACCCCGUCCUUGCUCAGGCAGGGGGCCUGGCCACCACUGCCGCCCCUACCCGCCCAGGGCCCAGGCCCAAGCAGCCGAAUCUGCUGCGAAGCAGUUGGACAUAGGGGCCUGAGGCAGCCCCGCUCCUAAUAAAGAGCUGUGCCCAGACA
Messenger RNA from Tupaia belangeri chinensis (Chinese tree shrew), 613 nucleotides. RefSeq names its product guanylate cyclase activator 2B (gene GUCA2B). Gene Ontology annotation, molecular function: guanylate cyclase activator activity. Gene Ontology annotation, cellular component: extracellular region. Bases 42 to 377 code for a protein of 111 amino acids. NCBI's taxonomy places the organism in Eukaryota, Metazoa, Chordata, Mammalia, Scandentia, Tupaiidae. The transcript is spliced from 3 exons. The record is from RefSeq and is a predicted model, not a curated record.